AUGAACGCAUGCAACGCGUUUCCGCGCCAGUUCAGGAAGUCGGCACUCUCUCGAACUGGAUCUGUUACGCUACAGGACAAAGACCUAUCGGUGUUCGUUACUUUUGCUACGCUAGUGCAGUGCAGUGGGACUGAUGAAAUCACGAAAAGAGGCGUUAGCAAAGCUACUGGUGUGAAUACUAUUCCAACGGGAAUCCAGAAACCUGAAUAUUCGUACAACGAUUACUCUCAAAACUCUAAUGGACAGAGUAGUACAUCUAAUCAAAAUUACCAAAACCAAAUCCCUAAUUCAUUCUAUCCAAGUCAAGCAAGCCAGUACUAUUCUUCCUCUAGCCCGACAAAUGAUGGCACAUCUACUAAUUCUCACCAAAUUCAGUUCAACGUGCCUUCACAACAAAGUUCAUCUCAAUUUAAUUUUGUACCAAGCUCUGGCUACCAAACCAAGUAUCAAACUUUACCUUCUAAGUCAUCAAAUAGUAAUAUUCAACUUGCUUUUCUACAACCAUCAUCAGGACUUUCAACAUCUCAUUUAAGUUUUCCACAUGCAGUCUAUUCUCAACCCGCUCAUAUAACUUCUCACGGAAAUCCCCUGGUAAAUUCAGUUUUGCCACAUGGUAAUUUUAAUUUUGCCACAAAUUAUCAACCUUUAUCCUUUGUAUCUCCCUAUCUAGGUUAUCCUACGAUGCUUAUUCCUCAAUUUGGUUCUCCAUUGUAUAAUAAUCACCUUCAUUCAACUCCAAGCCAGGGUUUUUAUUAUUCAACCAAUACUCAGCCUAAGUAUACCUAUUCUCAAAGUUCCCAAUCUUCGACAUCUAAUGACUAUGAUAAAUUACAAGGGUCUUCUUUGCAAAGUUCUCCAAAAGAUAAUGAUAUUUUGCCACAGAAUAGCGAAUUAAUUCAAAAUGACUCAAUUUCUGGUUAUAAAGGCGCAUACACUAGUCGCAGUUCAACAUACACCAAAUGA
Molecule: messenger RNA, 963 nt
Organism: Parnassius mnemosyne (clouded apollo)
Lineage: Eukaryota; Metazoa; Arthropoda; Insecta; Lepidoptera; Papilionidae
Source: the annotation of a GenBank genome assembly